Vicia villosa (hairy vetch) is the source of this 1687-nucleotide messenger RNA. Its product is annotated as glycine-rich cell wall structural protein 1.8-like. The record is from RefSeq and is a predicted model, not a curated record. The transcript has a single exon. The coding region runs from base 271 to 1506 and encodes 411 amino acids. NCBI's taxonomy places the organism in Eukaryota, Viridiplantae, Streptophyta, Magnoliopsida, Fabales, Fabaceae.
UUUGCAUGCUUGGAUGUGGAAGACAGCCAAAGCACACAAUAUCUCUACUCAAGUGUGAGAGUGAGAGUACAAUAUCUUAUAGUAUCACUGCGCUUUUGCUGUGUAUGUGUAUAUCUUUGUGUGUUUGCAUAAUGGGCCACGUUGUAGGGACAUCCAUUUUCACUAGCCAUGUGCUUCAACCACUCUUUGCUUUGAACACGUCUUGGCGAUCACUAUAAAUACCCUUCAAACUUGUUCGAAUAUAAUUCGUCUUCAAAGUUCUAUCUUAAUAUGGCUUAUAUACAAAGAGUUCCCGUUGCUGUUUUCUUAGUGUUGUUGGCUUUAGGCGUGUGUUCUGCUAGAAGGGGUCUGCUUACUUUUGAGGCUGGAGGUGGUUAUGGUUUAGGCCAUGGCAUUGUUGGUGGAGGCGGUGGAGGAGGAUCUGGUGGUAGUGGUGGAUAUGGAGGAGGAAGUGGAGGUAGUGGUGGAGGAGGAGCUGGAUAUGGAGGCGAGCAUGGAGUUGGAUAUGGUGGAGGGGGUGGGAAUGGUGGUGGUGGAGGUUAUGGUAAUGGAGGAGAGCAUGGUGGAGGUUAUGGUGGAGGUGCAGGAGGUGGAGGUGGAGCUGGUGGUGGUGGAGAACAUGGUGUAGCAUAUGGAGGAGGUGGUGGAAGUGGCGGUGGAGGUGGAGGUGGGUAUGGUGCAGGAGGAGCUCAAGGAGGUGGAUACGGCAUUGGAGGAGGAGGUGGAAGUGGUGCAGGAGUAGAGCAUGGUGGUAGUUAUGGUGGUGGUCAAGGAGGUGGAGCUGGUGGAGGCUAUGGCGGUGGGGGAGAGCAUGGUGGUGCUUCUGGAUACGGAGGUGGUGAAGGAGGAGGAGCUGGAGGAAGUUAUGGGGGUGGAGGAGAGCAUGGUGGUGCUUCUGGAUACGGAGGUGGUGAAGGAGGAGGAGCUGGAGGAGGUUAUGGUGGUGGAGGAGAGCAUGGCGCUUCUGGACAUGGAGGUGGUGCAGGAGGUGGUGCCGGAGGAGGUUAUAGUGGUGGGGGAGAGCAUGGUGCAUCAGGCUAUGGAGGUGGUGAAGGAGGUGGAGCCGGGGGAGGUUAUGGUGGUGGGGGAGAGCAUGGUGCUUCUGGCUACGGAGGAGGUGAAGGAGGUGGUGCUGGAGGAGGUUAUGGUGGGGGAGGAGAGCAUGGUGCUUCUGGUCACGGAGGUGGUGAAGGAGGUGGAGCCGGAGGAGGUUAUGGUGGUGGGGCAGAGCAUGGUGCUGGUUACGGCGGUGGUGAAGGAGGUGGUUCUGGCGGAGGCUAUGGAGCUGGUGGAGAGCAUGGCAUUGGUUAUGGAGCAGGCGGUGGAAGUGGAGGUGGAGGCGGAGCGGGCUAUGGUGCUGGAGGGGCGCAUGGAGGUGGAUAUGGAGGUGGAGGCGGAGCAGGUGGAGGGGCAGGAGGUGGAGCAUAUGGUGGCGCUGGAGGAGGCGGCCAUGGUGGCGGAGCUGGAUAUGGAGAAGGUGGUGCACAUGGUGGCUAUUCACCCUAAGAACUAAAAUAUCAAAGUGUCCCCUUUGAUGCAUCAAGAAUAAGUACUAUAUGUUAUUAUUAAUAAAAUCAUAUUCAUAAUUCAUAUUUAUAUUACAAGAGCGAGAUUAUCAUCUCAUGAUUCAUAUGUAACAAAAAUAUUUCUACAAUUAUUAAUUGUAAUAUUAUGAAACUAUUCUGAA